Molecule: messenger RNA, 1662 nt
Organism: Mixia osmundae IAM 14324
Lineage: Eukaryota; Fungi; Basidiomycota; Mixiomycetes; Mixiales; Mixiaceae
Exons: 2
Coding region: 424-1662 (412 amino acids)
Biological process (GO): adenosine to inosine editing; RNA processing
Cellular component (GO): cytoplasm; nucleolus
Molecular function (GO): tRNA-specific adenosine deaminase activity; double-stranded RNA adenosine deaminase activity; double-stranded RNA binding
Source: RefSeq, a predicted model, not a curated record
CAGGCCACGAAUGGCAAUUCAAAAAUUAUCGAUGGGAAGACCCAAAAGCGCUUUUUCAGAAUGGUGCGUUUGUUUGCCUCAAAAAGACUUAGCUUGAUGCGAAGCGAUCUGAUAGUGAAAGGCGUGCACUUUCGCUGGGCGAACCAGAUCGAUGCCUCUAUGCACGCCAAGCUGAAAUCAUGGAACGUAACCGAAUACCAAGCCAGUCUCUCACUCCAUCGUCAGUCUAAAGUCUAACCUCUACCGCGAUACAGUUGCAGCCAAAUCAACGGCACACCGACAAGUCCAUCAUCGCAGAAUUCUGGCAAUCCCUCGAGCAAUGGAUCGCCGCUCACAAACCGCAGCUCAACUAUUAAAUAGACGACCGCGUCCUCUCUCUCUCUCUCCGCCUGUUGUACGAACUCGCGCGCAUGCGCAUGUUGCAUGAACCUAGCAGAUAGCAUUGCCCAAUGCGUUCUCACUCGAUAUGACCGCCUGCCGCGGAGCUGCAAGCCGCUCAGACGAGCCAACGGCAAAGAGGAAUGGACAGUCUUAGCGGGCAUCGUGCUCCGAAAGGACGAACAGCUGCUUUGCAUCAGUCUCGGCACAGGCGUACGAUGUUUGCCCCACGAACAGCUGCCCAAGCACGGCGAUAUCUUGCACGAUUGUCAUGCCGAAGUCCUGGCCAAGCGUGGCUUCCGACGCUGGCUUUACACGCAACUCGAAUCCAUCCAACACUCUCCUGAGCAUGCUUGGUUCAGUGCAUGCGGCUCAGGCCGAUGGCGUAUGCACUCAAACGUCAAAGUGCACCUCUACAUCUCUACGCUACCUUGCGGUGAUGCGUCGAUGACGGCUUCUGCGCUUUUGCAAGACCCUCAGACCGCACUCAUCAUGGCUACAACGGGCAGACCAGGCAUAGCCAAGGACUGGUCGAGUCUGCACAGCGCAGAAGAGCCCAACGGCUUGCUACGAGGUCGCACCCAAUUCAACGCCAGAGGUCUCCGGACGAAGCCAGGCAGGCUUGAUGCGCCGUCGACCUCUUGCAUGUCUUGUUCGGACAAGAUUGCUUCUUGGAUCUGCACAGGCCUACAAGGAGCUCUCCUCUCGCGCUUCUUCGAGCCGAUCUACCUCUCGUCGAUCGUCAUCGGUGAGACUGCGCAGAUAGCCGCUCUAGGCAACCCGGACAGCCUCGAAGCCAUGAUGGCCGACUGUCAGAGUGCUUUCAAUGCACGAACAGCGAUUCACAGGCAAUUGGCUGACUUGUACGAUGCUACGGUCGCUUUCUGCUCAAUCACAUACGAUCGCUCGCGUCUGCAGCUCAAGAGCAGCAUGUCUGCAGAAGAUAUCGUGCCCGCCACAGAGGCUACAAGCUGGAUUGAAGGCUCUGAACCCGAAGCACUUUAUGCAGGCUGUCGGCGAGGUGCUCGACCGGACCGAGAGCACGCGCUAGCUCACAAGAAAAGAUCACGCCUUUGCAAAGUGUCCUUUCUCGAGGCUUACUGUAAGCUCACGGAGGAAAGCUCAGUCGAAUAUCAUCAAGCCAAGCAAAGCUCGCAUGCUGGCACAAUGGCCUACAGACACGCAAAGGAGUGUCUGCGAACAGGACCGUUCAGCGCAUGGCUCGUCACGUCAGAGGCAACAGGGCGUUUUCGUCUUCCGCCCGGCGGAAACAAUGACACAUGA